Messenger RNA from Emys orbicularis (European pond turtle), 4503 nucleotides. RefSeq names its product glutamate ionotropic receptor NMDA type subunit 2B (gene GRIN2B). Gene Ontology annotation, biological process: long-term synaptic potentiation; monoatomic ion transport; excitatory postsynaptic potential. The coding region runs from base 1 to 4503 and encodes 1500 amino acids. The transcript is spliced from 12 exons. Gene Ontology annotation, cellular component: plasma membrane; NMDA selective glutamate receptor complex. NCBI's taxonomy places the organism in Eukaryota, Metazoa, Chordata, Testudines, Emydidae. Gene Ontology annotation, molecular function: NMDA glutamate receptor activity. The record is from RefSeq and is a predicted model, not a curated record.
AUGAGGCCCAGGGCGGAGUGUUAUUCUCCAAAGUUUUGGCUGGUGCUGGCAGUCCUAGCGACGACGGGUGGUGGGGCCCGUGCCCAGAAGAGCCACCCCAGUAUCGGCGUUGCUGUCAUCCUGGUGGGGACCUCAGACGAAGUGGCCAUCAAGGACGCCCACGAGAAAGAUGACUUCCACCACCUCUCAGUGGUGCCCCGAGUGGAACUGGUGGCCAUGAAUGAGACAGAUCCCAAGAGCAUCAUCACCCGCAUCUGCGACCUCAUGUCAGACCGAAAGGUUCAAGGUGUGGUGUUUGCUGAUGACACAGACCAGGAAGCCAUUGCUCAGAUCCUGGACUUCAUUUCUGCCCAGACUCUCACGCCCAUCCUUGGCAUCCACGGAGGCUCCUCCAUGAUCAUGGCAGACAAGGAUGAGUCAUCCAUGUUCUUCCAGUUUGGCCCAUCAAUAGAACAGCAAGCCUCCGUCAUGCUGAACAUCAUGGAAGAAUAUGACUGGUACAUCUUCUCCAUUGUCACUACCUACUUCCCUGGCUACCAGGACUUCGUCAACAAGAUCCGCAGCACCAUCGAGAACAGCUUCGUGGGCUGGGAGCUGGAGGAGGUCCUCUUGCUGGACAUGUCCCUGGAUGAUGGAGACUCAAAGAUCCAGAACCAGCUCAAGAAGCUCCAGAGCCCUGUCAUACUCCUCUACUGCACUAAGGAAGAGGCCACCUACAUCUUUGAGGUGGCCAACUCUGUGGGGCUGACAGGCUAUGCUUACACAUGGAUCGUGCCCAGCCUGGUGGCAGGGGAUACAGACACAGUGCCAUCUGAGUUCCCCACUGGCCUCAUCUCUGUGUCGUACGAUGAGUGGGACUAUGGCCUUCCUGCCAGGGUGAGGGAUGGGAUAGCCAUAAUCACCACGGCUGCUUCUGACAUGCUGUCUGAGCACAGCUUCAUCCCUGAGCCCAAGAGCAGCUGUUACAACACCCAGGAGAAACGGAUCUACCAGUCCAACAUGCUGAACAGGUAUCUGAUUAAUGUCACCUUCGAAGGGAGGAAUUUGUCCUUCAGUGAAGACGGCUACCAGAUGCACCCCAAGCUGGUGAUCAUCCUUCUGACCAAGGAGAGGAAAUGGGAGAGGGUGGGGAAAUGGAAGGACAAGAGCCUCCAGAUGAAGUAUUAUGUGUGGCCCCGCUUUGAGCUGUACCCUGAUUCUGAGGAGCGUGAGGAUGACCAUCUGAGUAUUGUGACCCUAGAGGAGGCGCCGUUCGUCAUUGUGGAGAGCGUGGACCCACUAAGUGGCACCUGCAUGAGGAAUACAGUCCCCUGCCAAAAACGCAUCGUGACCGAGAACAAGACGGACGAGGAGCCUGAUUACGUCAAGAAAUGCUGCAAGGGGUUCUGCAUUGACAUCCUCAAGAAAAUCUCCAAGUCUGUCAAGUUCACCUAUGACCUCUACCUGGUGACCAAUGGCAAGCAUGGGAAGAAGAUCAAUGGGACGUGGAAUGGAAUGAUUGGGGAGGUGGUCACCAAGCGGGCCUACAUGGCGGUAGGAUCCCUCACCAUAAAUGAGGAGCGGUCAGAGGUGGUAGACUUCUCUGUGCCCUUCAUCGAGACAGGAAUUAGUGUCAUGGUAUCACGUAGCAACGGAACUGUCUCACCUUCUGCCUUCCUAGAACCAUUCAGUGCUGAUGUAUGGGUGAUGAUGUUUGUCAUGCUGCUCAUAAUCUCUGCAGUGGCUGUCUUCGUCUUUGAGUACUUCAGCCCUGUGGGUUACAAUCGGUGCCUUGCUGAUGGCAGAGAGCCAGGUGGACCCUCUUUCACCAUUGGCAAAGCUAUCUGGUUGCUGUGGGGUCUGGUGUUUAACAACUCCGUGCCAGUGCAGAAUCCCAAAGGUACCACUAGCAAGAUCAUGGUGUCUGUGUGGGCCUUCUUUGCUGUCAUCUUCCUGGCCAGUUAUACUGCCAACCUGGCCGCCUUCAUGAUCCAAGAGGAGUACGUGGACCAAGUGUCUGGACUGAGCGACAAAAAGUUCCAGAAACCUAACGACUUCUCACCCCCUUUCCGAUUUGGGACGGUUCCCAAUGGCAGCACAGAGAGGAACAUUCGCAACAACUACCCUGAAAUGCAUAGCUACAUGGUGAAGUUCAACCAGAGGGGGGUGGACGAUGCCCUAUUCUCGCUGAAGACUGGGAAAUUGGAUGCAUUCAUUUAUGAUGCAGCAGUGCUAAACUACAUGGCUGGCAGAGACGAAGGCUGCAAGCUGGUAACGAUUGGUAGUGGGAAGGUUUUUGCCUCCACUGGCUAUGGCAUUGCCAUCCAAAAGGACUCGGGCUGGAAGCGUCAGGUAGAUCUUGCCAUUCUACAACUUUUUGGUGAUGGGGAGAUGGAAGAGCUGGAAGCUCUCUGGCUUACUGGAAUUUGUCACAAUGAAAAGAAUGAGGUAAUGAGCAGCCAGCUGGACAUAGAUAACAUGGCAGGCGUCUUCUAUAUGCUGGGGGCAGCCAUGGCCCUCAGCCUUAUCACCUUCAUCUGUGAGCAUCUCUUCUACUGGCAAUUCCGCCACUGCUUCAUAGGCGUCUGCUCUGGCAAGCCUGGCAUGGUCUUCUCCAUCAGCAGGGGUAUCUACAGCUGCAUCCAUGGGGUAGCCAUUGAGGAGCACCAGUCAGCGAUGAACUCCCCCACAGCCACCAUGAACAACACCCAUUCCAACAUCUUGCGCCUGCUCCGCACAGCGAAGAACAUGGCCAACCUGUCAGGUGUCAAUGGCUCACCGCAGAGUGCCCUGGACUUCAUCCGCCGCGAAUCCUCAGUCUACGAUAUCUCUGAACACCGCCGCAGCUUCACCCACUCUGACUGCAAGUCUUAUAACAACCCGCCCUGUGAGGAGAACCUCUUCAGUGACUACAUUAGCGAAGUAGAACGGACCUUUGGCAACCUGCAACUGAAGGACAGCAACGUGUAUCAGGACCACUACCACCAUCACCAUCGGCCCCACAGCAUUGGCAGUACCAGCUCCAUCGAUGGACUGUAUGACUGUGACAACCCACCCUUCUCCGCUCAGCCCAGGUCCGUUGGUAAGAAGCCACUGGACAUUGGUUUGCCACCUUCCAAGCAUAGUCAGCUAGGUGACCUCUAUGGCAAGUUCUCCUUCAAGAACGAUCGCUACAGUGGCGGAGGGGGCCAUGAUGACUUGAUCCGCUCAGAUGUCUCUGACAUUUCCACCCAUACGGUGACCUAUGGCAACAUCGAAGGCAACGCCGCCAAGCGGCGGAAACAGCAGUAUAAGGACAGCCUGAAGAAACGUCCAGCUUCAGCCAAAUCGCGGCGGGAGUUUGAUGAGAUUGAGCUGGCCUACCGCAGGCGCCCGCCCCGCUCCCCAGACCACAAGCGCUAUUUUAGGGACAAGGAAGGGCUACGGGACUUCUACCUGGACCAGUUCCGGACCAAGGAGAACUCACCACAUUGGGAGCAUGUGGACCUGACGGAUAUCUACAAAGAGCGGGGAGAUGAGUUCAAGCGCGAUGCUGUAGGGGGCGGAGGGCCCUGCACCAACAGGGCCCACCACAAGCAUGGGUCAGCGGACUUUGGAGGAGCCAAUGACCACAAGCAUGGUGUUGUGAGUGGAGUGCCAGCACCAUGGGAGAAGAACCUGACCAAUCUAGACUGGGAAGACCGGGCAGGGGCUAAUUUCUGCCGUAGUUGCCCCUCUAAAUUGCACAACUAUACCCCGGCAGUGGUGGGGCAAAACUCCACCCGCCAGCCCUGCAUCCGGUGUGAGGCCUGCAAGAAGGCAGGCAACCUCUAUGACAUCAGCGAGGACAACUCUCUCCAAGAGCUGGACCAGCCAUCUGCCCCGGUGCCAGUGACGACCAGUGCCACCUCCUCCAAGUAUCCUCAGAGCCCAUCUAACUCUGCCUCCAAGGUGCAGAAGAAGAACCGAAACAAGCUCCGCCGGCAGCACUCCUAUGACACCUUCGUGGACCUGCAGAAGGAUGAGUCAGCCCUGGCUCCCCGCAGCGUGAGCCUGAAGGACAAGGGCCGCUUUUUGGAGGGGAGCCCCUACGCCCACAUGUUUGACAUGUCAUCCAGCGAGACCGCUUUUGCCAACAACAAGUCCUCAGUGCCCGCCACCAGCCACCACCACCACAACAACCCUGGCAGCAGCAGCUACAUGCUCAGCAAGUCACUUUACCCUGACCGGGUCACACAAAACCCUUUCAUCCCCACUUUUGGGGAUGACCAAUGCUUGCUCCAUGGCAGCAAAUCCUAUUUCUUCAGGCAGCCUGUGGUGGCAGGUGGGCCCAAAGCCAGGCCGGACUUCCGAGCCAUUGUCACCACCAACAAGCCAGUGGUCUCAGCCCUUCACGGGGCUGUGCCAGCCCGUUUUCAGAAGGACAUCUGUAUAGGGAACCAGUCCAACCCCUGUGUGCCUAACAACAAAAACCCCAGGGCUUUCAACGGCUCCAGCAACGGGCAUGUUUAUGAGAAACUCUCCAGUAUUGAGUCUGAUGUCUGA